This is a messenger RNA of Fraxinus pennsylvanica, 315 nucleotides long. Lineage: Eukaryota; Viridiplantae; Streptophyta; Magnoliopsida; Lamiales; Oleaceae. The record is from the annotation of a GenBank genome assembly.
AUGGAGAGUGCCAUGGUUAAGGCUAGUGGACAGGUAGAGCGAGCUUAUUUUGUUGUUCAUAGGCUUCACGUUGAGAAUGCUGCAUUGAGGCAGGAAAUGGAAGCUGCAAAAUUGCACGUUGAGGAGUCGGACUCAAGCUACCAGGAGUUUCCAUCUUUUGAUCAGAUCAAUCUUCCAAUCUUUGUGAGUUUUCUUGCUGAAUACGUCAUAUUCAAUAGAAACGUUGUGACAUCACAGGCUCAACGGAAUCAGGAAGAAAAUGCGAAGGAAGAAUUACUUGCACAAGCAAGUUCAUUUAGAAACGAAAGAGAGUAA